This is a messenger RNA of Dryobates pubescens (Downy woodpecker), 3509 nucleotides long. It is a transcript of the gene JADE3, whose product is annotated as jade family PHD finger 3. Gene Ontology annotation, cellular component: histone acetyltransferase complex. Gene Ontology annotation, biological process: regulation of transcription by RNA polymerase II. The coding region runs from base 246 to 2708 and encodes 820 amino acids. The record is from RefSeq and is a predicted model, not a curated record. The transcript has 11 exons. NCBI's taxonomy places the organism in Eukaryota, Metazoa, Chordata, Aves, Piciformes, Picidae.
CGGGGUUGGGGCCUGGCGGCGGGCGCGUUGACCAGCCGGCACGCAGGGCGGGGGUCGCCGCCGGCUACGGGCCCCGGCGGGCGGGCUGAGGCGAUGCGCGCCGGCGCGGGAAGGCAGCAGGAGCAGCCGCAGCCGCUGUCGCGGCGGGAGCACCAGCACCAGCCCUGACGGCCGCGGCCGCCCACGCCGGCGAGCAGGAGGCGGCGGCGCGCCGUGCCGUGUCGGCGGCGGGAGGAUGCGUCAGGAUGAAACGCCACAGGCAUCUAAGCACCAGUGACAGUUCAGACAAUGAGAGUCCCUCCACUUCCUUUUCUUCUUGUUCUAAAUACAGGAGCAAGUCAAAAACACCAGCAAAUGAACAAAAGAAGCCUGCUGAGGUGUUCCGUAAGGAUCUCAUUAGUGCCAUGAAACUACCAGAUUCUCACCAUGUCAACCCUGAUGAGUAUUAUAUCUUCGCUGACACGUGGAAACAAGAAUGGGAGAAAGGGGUUCAAGUUCCAGCCAGUCCAGAAACUAUUCCACAGCCUUCUCUCAGGGUUGUAGCAGAAAAGGUGAAAGAAGUACUGUAUACACGACCCAGGAAAUACAUCCACUGCUCCAGCCAAGAGCCCACAGAACCAGGUUACAUCAACAUUUUAGAACUGGCAGAAUCUAUGUGUCGCUAUGACUUGGAUGACAUGGACAUCUUUUGGCUUCAGGAGCUAAAUGAAGAGCUUACAGAAAUGGGAUGCGGGCCCCUGGAUGAAAACACAAUGGAAAAGACAAUUGAAGUGCUGGAACGGCACUGUCAUGAGAACAUGAAUCAUGCUAUUGAAACUGAGGAAGGGUUGGGUAUUGAAUAUGAUGAAGAUGUCAUCUGUGAUGUGUGCCGAUCCCCUGACAGUGAAGAUGGGAAUGACAUGGUGUUUUGUGACAAGUGUAAUAUCUGUGUCCAUCAGGCAUGCUAUGGAAUCUUAAAAGUACCUGAAGGGAGCUGGCUGUGUCGCACCUGUGUCCUGGGAAUACAUCCUCAGUGCCUCCUGUGUCCCAAAAGAGGAGGUGCCAUGAAAGCUACCAGGACAGGGACCAAGUGGGCACACGUGAGCUGUGCUCUCUGGAUUCCAGAGGUUAGUAUUGCUUGCCCGGAAAGGAUGGAGCCAAUCACAAAGGUGUCUCACAUUCCACCAAGUCGAUGGGCUCUAGUGUGUAGUUUAUGCAAACUGAAAACUGGUGCUUGCAUUCAGUGUUCCGUGAAAAGCUGCAUCACUGCCUUUCAUGUCACCUGUGCCUUUGAGCAUAGCUUAGAGAUGAAGACUAUCCUGGAUGAUGGGGAUGAGGUCAAGUUCAAGUCAUAUUGUCUAAAGCACAGCAAGAACAAACAGAAUUCCCUGCCUGGUGUUGAUGAGCAUCCCAAAAGCGUGUCAGACCAGAAGCAAACAGAGAGUGAGAAAACCAGUUUACGAGCCCAAAAGCUCCGAGAGCUAGAAGAAGAGUUUUACUCCUUAGUUAAAGUGGAGGAUGUUGCAGCAGAACUGGGCCUUCCUAAACUUGCUGUAGAUUUCAUCUACAAUUACUGGAAGUUAAAACGAAAAAGUAACUUUAACAAACCAUUAUUUCCUCCCAAGGAGGAUGAAGAAAAUGGCUUGGUGCAGCCAAAAGAAGAUAGCAUUCAUACUCGCAUGAGGAUGUUCAUGCAUUUGAGGCAAGACCUAGAGAGGGUAAGAAAUCUCUGCUACAUGGUAAGCAGGAGAGAGAAACUGAAGUUAUCUCACAGUAAAGUACAUGAACAGGUCUUCAAUUUGCAAGUCCAGCUCAUUAAUCAGGAAAUUGCUGCAGGCCAUGCCCUGACAAGUGCACUAGAGAACACGCUGUUCUACCCACCUCCUAGGAUCACCCUGAAGUUGAAAAUGCCCAAAUCAGCACUAGGAGAUUGCAAAAAUAACUCACUGAAGCCUGGCAACAGGCCGCUUUCUCCUGACAACAACAGCACUGUUUACAGCAAACGAAGCCUGCCGAUGUCCAAGGAGUCCUUUGAAAUCAAAGCGAAAUCUUACUCCAGGUAUCAGCACGACAGCAGAAGUAACGGGCUAUUGGCAGGGAUCGGCAAGCCGCGGAGUGAGGUAAAGGAUUCUGGUCCCACACAGAUUCCGGAGUUUUACCGGGGCCAGCCGUCUGGGAAGCCCUUAGCACUCCAGGCUGCUUUGCACGGACAGUCUUCCAUUGGGAACGGGCGGGUGCAGCAGGAGAACUUGAGGCUGGCGGCCAGAUCCAAUGGUCUGAUGGGCAGGGCUGGAGACGUGAGCCAGAGAGACAGCUCCAGCCAGACGCCCUACGAACAAGAGUCCGUGCUCACAACUCACUUGGCCAGCCAGAGCAGUUUCAGAAAAUCUACCAUAGAACAUUUCAGCCGAUCCUUUAAAGAGGCUACCAACAGUCUGGUGAGGACCACAGAAGAUCUCCGAUGCUGUGAAAAGCCAACAAGAAGACUUGCAGCAAAAGAUCGCUUGUGGAGCAAGCAGAUGCUUGAAGGUGCUCCUUACCAGGACAAUGACGGGUACUGUCCUGACUUAGAGCUGAGUGACUCUGAAGUGGAAAGUGAUGAAAACAAAGAGCAAUUGAGGUUAAGACGCAGUAGCUCAGAGAGAGAAAGCCCAAGUAAGGACUUUGGAAGAGAUUGUCACAAUAGAAACAAAAAGAAUAUGAUUUCUCACAGUUCGGUACAAAGGUGAUUAGAAGCCCCCACGGGGUUAACUCAGCCUUUAUGUGUUCCAGUGUACCAGUGCAAAGCUCAGCAUCAAAAGGUUCCAGAAAAUAGUCCAGGACCUACGUUAGGAAGAGUUGCAGUAGGGGAUGGGGGGCAGGGAGAGAAGUAAGUGUAGUUCUGUUCAACUGUGAAUUGACUGGCAGUUUUCGCAGGGUUAAUUCAAUGAUUGCAAAGUCAUGUGGAAAUCUGUGUGUUCAUUUUAGAGGGUAACACCUGGGAGAGCAAGAGGCAGUUAAUAUUUGUGUAAAUUCAAGAAACUGUUCCCCCUUUGCCAGCUUACAUGCGAGGCAUCAUGUUCAUGUUAUGCCAGUCUUGUGGUGGACAGGUAUUAAAGAAGCCCUUGCAUAGCUCUACUGUGUUGCAGGAGAACUGCAAAUGGAGACACUGAAACUGCAUUUCUGCAGCACCUGCAGUAUGGCUUUGAUCCAGCAACACACUUCCAGAUGUGUGAGGAAGUUAAGCACAUGGAAAAAUCCUGAUGGUUUCCCCGAGGAACGUUUGUGCUCAGCUCUCCGAGCACAUCCUGGCGUGCUCUGCUGGAUCUGGCCCAAAGUGACUACUAAGUGACGAUCCUCUUCUGCAGGAGGCUUUGAACUGCAGUGACAUUUGCAGGCUCCUGGCAGAAGGUGGAAGCAGGAGUCACUGGUACUGCCAAACUCGGCUGACCUCUAGGCACGCCCCCUUUGCCUGCUCUUGCUGAAGGUUGUGCUUCUUUUCACAACAACUUGCUUAUUUUGUAAAUACACAACUUCUAGUACUUCUUCUU